UACAGUUUGUGCUUGCAUGAAUCACGAGUUCUGAUUCUCUGCGAAAGAAAGAGACACAAGCAAGUUGACUAUGGAUCAAGACGUUAGCCCAGAGGCAGAAAACAGUCAUGGGAUUGAAAAGAAGUCUUUGCAGCACCGAUAUUUUCGAAAGUUAGCCAGAAAACAAAAUGAUCACAUGAAUAAUGGUGUGGAAGGACUCGGAAGUGGUGGAACACCAGAAACGACAGAAGAUACCUUAGGAUAUUUUCAUAUUCCAAGUCGUUCUUACUCGCCAGAAAGAUUGACAGCGCGUUCUAGGUCGCACUCAAUAUCGCCCAUAAGACAUCCAUCUGUACUUACGUUUGGAGAUGAUGCAUUAUCUCGUUCACCUUCUCCGACACGACGAUUAUUGACCUCGACACAUACAGUGAAUGAGAACCCUUUUGUUACAAGCGAUCAGCCCAAAUACCCAUAUUUAUAUCCUACUGAGUUGCGACCCGUUCGAAAAAAUAGUGACAAUCCCUUCAGUGAUAUAAGCAGCAGCAGCAGUUUCCAUGCAAGCAGCAAUCAAAAAGUAGGAAGCGACUCAACAACAAACUCUGUCUUCGAUACCUAUGCGUUUGAUGAAGAUGGAGCGACAGAUGAUUUGGACAACGAAUUUACUCCUUUUCCAACGCUAGAAAACUCAUACUAUCCAAUCAACAUGCCAUAUGAUGUAUAUAAUCCUUUCGAAGCUGAAUACACAUCUGAUGAUGGUACAAACUCUGUCGAGGAAAACAGUAACGCAUCUUCGGUCAGCCUUGAAAGAAGAGAUACUGCAUUCAAAAACGCCAAAGCAGUUAAAGAUACAGUGUUUUAUUAUGAUAAAAAGGAUAGUCAGCAUCAGCCAGAAAUGGCAGCAGACAAUAAUGGCACGAAUUCCGCAACCAAGCAGGUACGUAUGGUAGACGGAAAUCUAGUCCUAGAUUGCCCUGUCUCAGAAAUUCUUCUAAGCAAAUACAAAGUUCCAUUGACUGAAAAAGACCGUGAGUUCUUGUUUAUGAGAUUUCAAGCGUGUACAGCUGAACCAGAAUAUUAUCAGGAGGAAAAGUUUUCGUUGAGACAAAAUUUCUAUACAAAACCAAGAGAAACAGAAUUGAUGAUUGUCGUCACUAUGUACAAUGAAGAUGAAUUUUUACUUGCUAGAACUUUAAAAGGUGUUUUCAAAAAUAUACGAUAUUUAUACAAUCUGAAGCAUUCUUCAACAUGGGGAACAAAUGCAUGGCAAAAAAUUGUGGUUUGCAUAGUCAGUGACGGAAGACAGAAAAUUAACCCAAGAUCAAAAGCUCUACUAGCAGCAUUGGGAGUUUAUCAGGAAGGUUUUGCCAAAAACAGAAUUAACGAUGAUGACGUCGUUUCCCACAUUUACGAAUACACAACCAUGGUAGGAAUUUCUAAAAUAUACAAAGAUCAUAUCACGUUGACUACAGAUAAUCAGAUUCCAGUCCAGAUGAUAUUUUGCUUGAAAGAACAAAACCAAAGGAAAAUCAACUCCCACAAAUGGGCCUUCAAAGCCUUUGCUCCACUUUUAAAUCCUAAAGUUAUAAUUUUGCUGGACGUCGGUACUGCACCUGAGAGUAAGUCAUUAUACAAGUUAUGGAAAAGUUUUAAGGAUGAUCCACAAGUUGCUGGCAGCUGCGGAGAAAUUAAGGCAAGUCUUGGAACAGGCUGGAGACUACUUCUGAAUCCUUUAGUUGCAGCCCAGAACUUUGAGUACAAAACCUCAAAUAUUUUGGAUAAGCCGAUGGAAAGCGUAUUCGGUUUUGUCACGGUCUUACCCGGUGCAUUCUCUGCUUAUAGAUAUGAAGCAUUAAUUGGUGAACCUUUGGAGAAAUACUUGAAAGGUGAAAACUUGAAGAAAAACAAUGAUGAUGGCAUUUUCAACGCAAAUAUGUAUCUCGCAGAAGAUAGAAUUUUAUGUUUCGAACUGAUUGCCAAAAAAAAUUCUAACUGGAUUCUAAAAUAUAUUAAUACAGCCGGUGCAUACACAGAUGUCCCAGAACAAUUGGAUGAUUUUAUUUCUCAGAGAAGAAGAUGGUUAAAUGGUUCAUUUUUUGCAGCCGUUUACUCAGUUUGCAAUUUCUAUAAAAUUUGGCGUACAGGUCAUUCAGUCGGAAGAAAAUUGGCACUGCAAAUUCAAUUCUUUUACCAAUUACUGAACUUGCUAGUGUCAUGGUUUUCAUUAGGAUCAUAUUUCCUGGUCUUCAGAAUUUUGAGUUGUUACUUGGCAGAAUCAAGCAUUGGUUUCCCGCCAGGAAAUGUGCUGUCGGUAUUUUUUCUUUGGCUCUAUAUGGCAUCACUUACUACAACCUUCGUCUUGUCGUUUGGUAACAAACCUCAGGGCACCAAAAUCUUCUAUCUGAUAAUUGUUAUUUUUUUUGCAGUACUAAUGUGCUAUAUGAUAUUUGCAGCUAUCUUGCUGUCAGUGAAGUCAAUUCAACAGAUUCUAGAUGAUAGUAAAAGUGGAUUCAGUUGGAAAUUUUUGUUUGUCGAAACCCAAUUCCGAAAUUUGAUGAUUGCAAUAUUAUCAACUUAUGUUUUAUACUUCAUAGGAUUCCUCAUGUUUUUACAACCUGUCCAUAUGUUGACUAGUUUUGUGCAGUAUCUAUUAUUAUCACCCGCAUAUGUCAAUAUUUUGAACAUUUAUGCAUUUUGCAACAUUCACGACAUCUCAUGGGGUACCAAAGGUCAGGAUAAAAUUAUUGAUUUGGGUAUUGCAAAGAAGGGGAUUUCAGGAAAUCAAGAUGAGCUUGAAAUUGUUAUUCCCACAACAAAGUAUCAAAUAGAUGAUGGCUAUUCCAAAAUGGUAAAAACUCUAAUGACACCUGAUCCUUCAAGCUCUGACGACAACUCAAUAGAUCCCGAGGAAAAGAAUAAAUUUUACUUUGCAUUCUUUAGAUCUAUGACUGUUCUUAUUUGGAUGUUCAGCAACUUUAUUCUGGUCGCAGUAGUAACUGAAACAGGUGGAUUAUCCCAAUUCGAUAAAAACGAUAAUAAAAAAGAAAGCAAUGAUAUUUUACCUUCAAAACAAACCUUCAUUUUUCUUUCCGUCAUUCUAUAUAUUGUGGCAUUUAUGGCAUUUUUUAGGUUUGUUGGUUGUACGAUAUACUUGAUGCAAAGAGGAUUUAAUAAACUUCGUGUGAGGACAUGAGGUACAAAAUCGUUGUUGCUGAAUCUAACGUCAAGAACUCUGAAGCCUAAAUAUGAUAUAUUUGACAUUAAACUCUCUUUGACGCAGUCAGGCUUAGUAUUUCAACCGUCAAAUUAUAUCUAUGUACAUGUUUACUUAUUUCAAAUAUAAUUCAAUAUGCUAAAAGCCGUAAAAAGACCUACCAGAGUCCUUUACCCCACUUCUCUUCUCAGCCAACGCAAGUAUCCUUUCCAUUUUCUCGUUUGUAAAACCAU
Molecule: messenger RNA, 3423 nt
Organism: Pichia membranifaciens NRRL Y-2026
Lineage: Eukaryota; Fungi; Ascomycota; Pichiomycetes; Pichiales; Pichiaceae
Exons: 1
Coding region: 71-3169 (1032 amino acids)
Cellular component (GO): cell septum; cell periphery
Molecular function (GO): chitin synthase activity
Source: RefSeq, a predicted model, not a curated record